Staurois parvus is the source of this 1551-nucleotide messenger RNA. Lineage: Eukaryota; Metazoa; Chordata; Amphibia; Anura; Ranidae. The record is from the annotation of a GenBank genome assembly.
AUGACCACCUUUUUGUGCAUUGACUGUGGAAAGAGCUUUACAGACAAAGCUAGGUUUGUGAAGCACCAGAAGACGCACUCAGUAGGGAAGCCUCAUAUUUGUAACGUGUGUGGUAAGGCUUUUUCGUAUAACUCACACUUGAUCAUACACCAGAGAACUCAUGGUGGCGAGAGACCCUUUGCAUGUUCCUAUUGUGAAAAGUGUUUCACUGAUCGCCCAUCCCUUGUGAAACAUGAGAGAAUUCACACUGGAGAAAAGCCAUUUUCUUGUACGGUCUGCGGAAGAAGCUUCACUGACCAUUCAAAUUUGCUGAAGCACUAUAGUAUCCACACACGGGAGAAGUCCUUCACCUGCCUAGAGUGUGGAAAAAGCUUCACGGACCGGUCCAGUAUGGAGAAACACCUGCGGAGCCACACUGGUGAAAAAUCUUAUGCCUGCAAGGAGUGCGGUAAAACCUAUUCCUGCAAUUCACACCUAAUCUUGCAUCAGAAAACUCACACUGGUGAUAGACCCUUUGUGUGCCACAAAUGCGGAGAAAGUUUCAUGGACAGAGCUCGGUUUGUGAAACACCAGAAGACGCACUCAGUAGGGAAGCCUCAUGUUUGUAACGUGUGUGGUAAGGCUUUUUCAUAUAACUCUCACCUGGUCAUACAUCAGAGAAUCCAUGCUGGUGAGAGACCCUUUGCUUGUUCUUACUGUGAGAAGUGUUUCACCGAUCGCCCGUCCCUUGUGAAACAUGAGAGAAUUCACACUGGAGAAAAGCCUUUUAAUUGUACAGUCUGCGAAAACUCCACUCUUGUUGUCCACCGGCGGAGCCACACUGGUGAGAAACCUUAUGCCUGCAAGGAGUGUGGUAAAACCUAUUCUUGCAACUCACAUCUAAUUGUGCACCAGAGAACACACACUGGUGAGAGGCCCUUCAUGUGCCGGGAGUGCGGCAAAAGCUUCACGGACAGCUCCACUUUGGUUAUACACCAACGGGUUCACACUGGAGAGAAACCCUUUGUGUGCCUAACUUGCGGGAACCGGACCCACACAGGUGAGAAACCAUUCACCUGUGUUCAGUGUGGCAAGAAUUUCAUUGACAGCUCAUCUCUGGUCAAACAUCAGCGCACGCAUACUGGGGAAAAGCCAUUUCCAUGUACUGAAUGUGGCAAAAGUUUCACUGACAGCUCCACCUUGGUGAAGCAUCAGCGUAUACAUACUGGGGAACGGCCCUACAUUUGCAACUAUUGCGGAAAGAACUUCAUUGAUAACUCCACCUUGAUCAAACACCAAAGAAUUCAUACUGGGGAGAAGCCAUAUUCCUGCAAAGUAUGUGGGAAAUGCUUCACUGACAGCUCUACCCUUGUGAAACACCAAAGAAUCCACACUGGGGAGAAACCCUAUACAUGUAAUGAGUGUGGAAGAAGCUUCACUGACUGUUCGACCCUUAUUAAACAUCAAAGAAUCCACCGAAGAGGAGAGCAGAUGGCUGAUGUGAUAACUGUUACAGUGGACCCUGGGAAGACAGAGUCUAUCAUAAAGAAUGAAGUAGAAGUGAAUACAUAG